Vitis vinifera (wine grape) is the source of this 1310-nucleotide messenger RNA. RefSeq names its product rust resistance kinase Lr10-like. Gene Ontology annotation, biological process: protein phosphorylation. The annotation marks the transcript as partial. The transcript has 2 exons. Gene Ontology annotation, molecular function: ATP binding; protein kinase activity. Lineage: Eukaryota; Viridiplantae; Streptophyta; Magnoliopsida; Vitales; Vitaceae. The record is from RefSeq and is a predicted model, not a curated record.
AAAGAUUGUUUAAGUUUUCUUCUUUUUAUUUAUGCAAGUGCAAUCUUUGGUUUCUUUCUUCUCAUGUUAGUAAUUGUUGUGCCUUAUCGUGCCUAUAGCUCAAAUAAAGUAGAAAGAGAUAAUAGAGUAAAGGUUAAAAAGUUUCUAGAAGACUAUGAAGCUCUCAAGCCCUCAAGAUACUCCUAUGCUGAUAUUAAAAGGAUUGCAAGUCAAUUCAAAGAUAAAUUAGGGGAAGAAGGAUAUGGAACCGUGUAUAAAGGAAAGCUUUCAGAUGAAGUUUUUGUUGCAGUAAAAAUCCUUAACAAUUCUCAAGGAAAUGGGGAAGAGUUCAUUAAUGAAGUAGCAACAAUGGGUACAAUCCACCAUGUUAAUAUAGUUCGUUUAGUUGGAUUUUGUGCUGAUAGAUUUAAACGAGCUCUAAUUUAUGAGUACUUACCAAAUGAGUCAUUGGAGAAGUUCAUAUUUUCAAAAGUUGUCAAGAACUAUUCACUUAGUUGGAAGAAACUUCAAGAAAUUGCUAUAGGUAUAGCAAAAGGAAUUGAGUAUCUUCAUCAAGGUUGUGAUCAAAGAAUCCUUCAUUUUGAUAUCAAACCUCAUAAUAUUUUACUUGACCACAACUUUAAUCCAAAGAUUUCUGACUUUGGUUUAGCCAAAUUGUGCUCCAAGGAACAAAGUGCAGUCUCUAUGACAAUUGUAAGGGGAACAAUGGGCUAUAUCGCUCCAGAAGUGUUAUCUAGGAAUUUUGGGAAUGUGUCUUAUAAGUCAGAUGUUUAUAGUUUUGGAAUGUUGUUACUUGAAAUGGUUGGAGGAAGAAAGAACAUUGAUGUUAGUGUGGAGAGUACUACCCAAUUAUAUUUCCCAGAAUGGAUUUAUAAUCAUUUGGAUAUAGGGGAAGAAUUGCAUAUUCGAAUUGAAGAAGAAGGAGAUGUUGAGAUUGCAAAGAAAUUAGCAAUUGUGGGACUUUCAUGUAUUCAGUGGUGUCCAGUGGAUCGUCCUUCCAUGAAAAUUGUGGUUCAAAUGUUGGAAGGAGAAGGAGACAAGUUAACCAUGCCUCCUAACCCUUUUGCUUCAACAGUUCCAACAAACUUGAGCAAGCCAGGUAGAGUUUUUCAACAAGAGUUGUCAAUAAUUUCAGAACUAGAGUAAAAAUAAUUGUCUAUAUGUUCAACUUAUUAUGAAUGUAUAGUUUAAUAAAAAUUCAUAUUGUAGUUGUUCAUCAUCAUAGCAUCUUUCUUUAUAUUUCUGUUAAUUGAACAUAUGAUUGUAUAAAAUGAUUAUACCAGUGGCUCAAUUGAUGUUAGAUUCCAGAA